AAUGAAUUUGAAAAAGCAUGUGGCAACUAUCAUGUACAAGUAGGCCUGUGUACAUGUGCAUGAAAGGGAGUACCGCAUAAAACCAUUGAUCUCAGAGUAACAAGCGCGUUGCUAUUUGUUGGGGGCGGUGUUCUAAUGUUUUUGUUAGCAUAACCUGUGUUGAUAAUUUUGCCGUUGUUGUGCAUUUCUUCGAGUGACAUUGAUAAAGAUUUUGAAGGAGUUUGUAAACUUUCAAAAUGGCACAUCCUUCAGCAGUAGACAACAUACUGCUAUGCACUGAUUCUUAUAAGGUGACUCACCACUUUCAGUAUCCCGAUGGGACGACCAACGUGUACUCAUAUUUUGAAAGUCGAGGGGGCAAGUUUCCUGAGACGGUUUUCUUUGGUUUGCAGUACAUCAUUAAGAAGUGGCUACAGGGGAAGGUGGUAACCAAGGAAAAGAUCACAGAGGCCAAGGAGUUUUACAAACUUCACUUUGGCCACGACGUCUUUAAUGAAGAAGGAUGGAACUAUAUUGUUGAGAAACACGGAGGUAAACUGCCCCUGCUCAUUAAAGCCAUUCCUGAAGGUACAGUCGUGCCGACCAAGAAUGUUCUGUUCACCGUGGAGAACACCGACCCCAAAGUGCCCUGGCUGACAAACUGGUUUGAGACUAUAUUUGUGCAGGUAUGGUACCCUAUGACCGUUGCUACUAACUCAAGGGCUCAGAAGGAAGUUAUUGCCAAGUACCUGAGUGAGACGGCAGACAACCUAGACUCCCUACCAUUCAAACUUCAUGACUUUGGAUUCAGGGGAGUUGGAUCAGUUGAGACGGCAGCCAUUGGAGGAUGCAGUCACAUGGUGAAUUUUAUGGGCACAGAUACUGUGGCUGGACUGGUACUUGCUAGGAAGUUCUAUGGUUGCGCGAUGGCUGGACAUUCCAUUCCUGCUGCAGAACACAGCACGAUCACAACGUGGGGUAAAAGCGGAGAGCGAGAAGCCUUUGCUAACAUGCUGCAGAAGUUCCCAGAGGGACUUGUGGCGGUGGUCUCGGACAGUUUUGACAUCUACAAUGCUUGCGAGAAAGUGUGGGGGGAACAGCUGAAGGACAUGGUCGUGGAACGAGGCAACAGAGAUGGUGUGCUGGUCAUACGACCAGAUUCAGGAGACCCCCCUGAGGUUGUGGAAAAGGUUUUGAACAUCCUUGGUAAAGCCUUUGGCACUGUCACCAACUCCAAAGGCUACAAGGAGUUACCCAAGUACCUGAGAGUCAUCCAAGGAGAUGGCAUCAACCUAGAGAUGCUAGACAAGAUCCUUAGCUGUAUGAAACGGGGUCAGUGGAGUGCCGAGAAUGUCGUGUUUGGCAGUGGGGGCGCUCUCCUGCAGAAAUUGAACCGUGACACGCAGAAGUGCGCAUUCAAAUGUAGCUCUUGCACCAUCAAGGGGGAGCGACGAGAUGUAUUCAAGGAGCCCAAGACAGAUCUGGUGAAAAAGUCAAAGAAGGGACUCUUAACGCUGGAACUGCAGAAUAACAAGUUUGUGACAGUCCAAGAAGGAAAAGGGAAUCCAGACAAGGAUCUACUCAUACCCGUGUUUAAAAAUGGCGCCUUACUAGUUGACUACAACCUAGCCGACAUCAGACAACGAGCAGAGCUUCCAUUGGUCAAGGAAAUGUCGAAAAAGUGAGGCGACCCCGGUAACAACAUUGACAGAAUUGUGCAGCUAAUUGAGGAUGAAUGAACUGUAGAUAUGACAGCAGGGUAAAUGGCAAGAUGUGUAAUAUAUUAUAACAACUAUGCAGACACAAUGGUUUAGGCAGGCUUUGAAAGAUUACUGCAAAAAUCUCAAGCUACUUGGUCAAUAAAUUGUUAUUAUUGAAUAUUCAUCAAUGAACGUUGCUUUUCAUUUAUAUAUAUUGAUACCUCGCCAUGCGAUGCCUAAAAACCCAUAAUUAUGCUUUUUAUUUUGUUGAGUUUUUACCAUGAACUGGCAUGGUAUCAUUCCCAGUUUAAUCUGUUAUCCGAUUUUGUUUAGUCCUUGGAAAACAUCUGAAAAACUUUGAUAAAAUUGUCUGAAAAUUCUAUAGAAGCCUACACCAUACAUACAUGGACGUACUAAUAUAAGUUAUCACACAAGCGCGAGCGGAAUACGGAAAAAUACAGUGCUUCUGUGUCCCAUAUCCAACGAGGCCAAGGCAGAGUUGGAUAUGGGAUGCAGGUGCGCUAUAUUUUCCGUUUAUCCACGAGCGCGUGUGUGAUAUUGUAUUUAUCUUCAAGCAAACUUGGUGCGUGACAUAGAAC
This is a messenger RNA of Asterias rubens (European starfish), 2278 nucleotides long. Its product is annotated as nicotinamide phosphoribosyltransferase-like. Bases 237 to 1664 code for a protein of 475 amino acids. Gene Ontology annotation, molecular function: nicotinamide phosphoribosyltransferase activity. Gene Ontology annotation, biological process: NAD+ biosynthetic process. The record is from RefSeq and is a predicted model, not a curated record. NCBI's taxonomy places the organism in Eukaryota, Metazoa, Echinodermata, Asteroidea, Forcipulatida, Asteriidae. The transcript has 10 exons.